AUGAGAAGAAGUGAAAACGCAGAGAAUCUAAAUCCUGAGGAUAAAUCAGAAAGCUGUGGAGAGGAUUCUGGAUCCCAGAAGGAAGAGGAAUCAGGAAUUGUUAGUAUAAAGACUGAAAACAGAGGUGGAGAUGAAACAGAAAAGCAGGAGAGUAGCAGUUCUGAACGAUGCAAUGCAGGAGAAAAGGACGAGGAAGAUCUAGAUGGAGAUAAAGAUGAUGGUGACGCUGAAGGAAAAGAUAACAGUCAGACAGAUGAAGAGCAAGAGGAGAGAGAUGGGGAGGAGGAUCAUGAGGCUUCUGGGAGAAAGAGUGCAACAGAGGAAGACGAGGAGACAGAGGAUGAGGUUGAGGAGCAGGAGUCAGAGGUAAAGGGUGAGCGUGGAGAAGAACAGUCAGUCAGGUUAGAGAAUGAAUAUGGUGAGAACGGAAAAGAGGGUUCUGCAUCUUCUCAGGAUGAAGAGGUGGACCAGGAUGAGAGUGACGGAGGUGAGGAAAACAUGGAGGACGAGGAGUCAGAUGAAGAGGAACAGAGAGGAGCCUUAGCAGGAGAACCAGAGGAGGAAAGAGACUCUGAUGACAGUAUCAUCUCACCACAGGACAAGUCUAAAAAGAUGCACAUUAUUCCAGAGGAGGCAAGUGAAGAAGAUGAGGAGGAAGAGGGGAGUAAAACAGGAUCAUCUGAAGAUGACUCGAACGAGAUCAGUGAUGAGGACGAUGUUGAGAAUCUACUUGCACCUCAAGAAUCACAGAAAAAAGAAGAAAAGGACUGGAAAGCAGAUGAGCAACCCAAAGCAAUUUGUGACAACUUGGAGAUUUUUCAUGUGGAGCCGGACAAAUCUACAAAGUCUGGUCACCAAAGUGACUCUGAUGAGUUUGACGACUUUUAUGGUUAA
Molecule: messenger RNA, 894 nt
Organism: Anoplopoma fimbria (sablefish)
Lineage: Eukaryota; Metazoa; Chordata; Actinopteri; Perciformes; Anoplopomatidae
Exons: 5
Coding region: 1-894 (297 amino acids)
Source: RefSeq, a predicted model, not a curated record